Molecule: messenger RNA, 1294 nt
Organism: Neohortaea acidophila
Lineage: Eukaryota; Fungi; Ascomycota; Dothideomycetes; Mycosphaerellales; Teratosphaeriaceae
Exons: 5
Coding region: 29-1129 (366 amino acids)
Source: RefSeq, a predicted model, not a curated record
GUCGACUUCCACUUCACCUUCAAGUACAAUGUUUAUAACCAAAACACCUUCUGCUUCCCUCUUGACCUCACACAUUUCUCGCUGCAUUGAACGUACAGGAAAGACGACGCCAAUUGCAAGACACAUUACGUCAAUCAGAGGACCAGUCAUUCAGUGCAACUCUACACUUCGACUACGACAAUUGAAUAGGCAAUUUGCUACUUGCUCACCUGCAAAGGCCGAAUACAACAUGUCUUCAGACGAUGCCAGCCACCACAACAAUCCCGAGUUCGAGCUAUCCCGCGUCUUCAAUGUUUCGGGGAAAAUAGCCCUUGUAACGGGAGCCGGCACCGGAAUCGGGCUCAUGGCUACCCAAGCCCUAGCCGUCAACGGCGCCAAAGUGUACAUCUGCGGCCGCACACGGGAGAAGCUGGACAAAGUGGCGCACACCUACGGCCAAGGCAUCCGCGGCCAAAUCAUCCCCAUCACCUGCGACAUCACGAAAAAAGACGAAAUCGCCAAAAUGUACGAGGAGAUCGCGUCCAAGGAAAAGUGUCUCGACAUCCUAAUCAACAACGCCGGCAUCUCGACCAAGACCUUCCAGACCGAGGCCAGCUCGGCGGAGGAGAUGAAGAAGAACUUGUUUGAGAACGAGGAGGCGACUUUCCAGGAUUGGGAUGAUGUGUACCGCACGAAUGUCACGCAGUGCUACUUUACGACCAUGUGCUUUUUGCCGCUGCUGCAGAAGUCGACGGAGGUGAAUCGCGGUUGGUCCGCAUGCGUGACCAAUAUCACUAGCAUCUCGGGUGAGGUCAAAACCUCGCAGCACCAUCCGCAGUACAACGCCAGCAAGGCAGCGGAGAUCCAUCUCACCCGCAUGCUAGCGCAAGAGAUCCAGAUCAAUGGCCUCAAAGUCAGAGUCAACAGCAUCGCGCCGGGUGUCUUCCCGUCCGAAAUGACAGCCGGCGACAGCGGCGCCAACCAAAAGUCGCACGUGCCAAAGGAGAAGUUCGAGGGCAAGGUGCCUGCCGACCGCCCCGGACACGAUCGAGACAUGGCGGGUGCGAUUCUGUUUACAGUGACAAAUCAGUACCUCAAUGGACAAACUGUGGCCGUUGAUGGAGGGUACACGCUCAUGGCCGGGAGAUAAGCAAGCACGGCGGAGAGAUUGCACGUCUUGCGGAGAUUCGACCGUAGAAGGCAGAGCCACUCUGAGUGAUCGAUCAAGCCAAUGACGUAGCAUGCCCACGUGCUCACCAUCAUGUGUAAAAAGUAAGGUACACGUUGGAGGGGGACAAGAACGAUUGAAGCACAC